GCGGGGCUCAGCACCAGGCUCUGCACUCCCCGUGUGUGAAGGGAGUACAGACACACACACACACAUACACACACACACACACGCUCUCCUCAAGCUCCUGGAGCAGAGAUGUUCAGGGCCGCUCUCGUCUGCGCUCUGCUGCUGCUGUCGGCGGCCGCCGUGGAUUUGGGAGGCUCUCCGUCCGGCUUCUACCCGCGCUUCAAUCCCUUCUUCUUCUUGUGCACCCACCACGGUGAGAUGGAGGGCCCCGGGGCCGAGGGAGGAGGAGAGGUGCUGCUCACCUUCCAGAUCCACGGGAGCCCCGGCGCAUAUGUCCCGGGACAGGAGUACCAGGUGACGAUCUCCACCAGUACUUACUUCGAUGGGCUGCUGGUCACCGGACUCUACACCUCCACUUCUGUCCAGUCGUCUCCCAUCCCUGCGUCUCCAGCCUUUGGCUUCGGGGUGAUGUCAGACAGGCAGUUCGGGACUCAGUUUGUGUGCAGUGUGGUGGCGUCUCACGUCAGUCACCUGCCCUCCACCAGCCUCAGCUUCAUCUGGAUCGCUCCUCCACCCGGCACCGGCUGCGUCAACUUCAUGGCCACAGCGACGCACCGAGGACAGAUCAUCUUCAAGGACGCUCUGGCGCAGCAGCUCUGUGAGCAGGGAGCUCCCACUGAAUCUCCUCUUCGGCCCAGUCUAGCUGUGGUUCAUGGUGAUCAUGCUGUUCUCCGGGAUGACUUUGAACACAACACACAAGAAGAGCUUAAUCUCAAUAUCUGGUCAGACUGCAGUAACUGUGAGGUUGGAGAGCAGUGUGGUGCGCUGAUGCAUGGAAAAGCAGUGACGUUUUGUGAGCCCUUUGGACAGAGAGAACUGACGACAGUGGCUCUGAACACGAGCACCGCAUCAGUCCUGCAGUUUGCCUUUGGAUCUGGAUCUUGUCGGUUCAGUUACUCGGACCCCAGUAUCAUCAUCUCCUGUGGUCUGAACUCCUCUGAUGACUGGAUCACCUUGGAAAAGAUCAGGGCUCCCACUAACAGCAGCACAGUGGUUCAUCUCCUGCCAGUGCCUCCGGGCUGUAAAGGGGAGGCCAUUCAUCUGCGCUGGAGUCAGGAGCCACCCGUGGGGCCCGAUGGUUAUGAGUCCUGCUGGGGCCUCGAUAACAUACUGGUGCUAAACACGGCCAACCGGCCCCCGCUGCUGGAGGACAGCCUGGACCCUCUGGACACGGCCAACUGGCUCUUCUUCCCUGGAGCCACAGUAAAGCAUGCUUGUCAGUCAGAGGGAAACUCCUUGUACUUUCAUGGCGGAGAGGGAUUCGAGCACAGUUUCGCCUCCACACGAGACGUGGACCUGCACCGUGAAGAGGGACGCAGCUACUGGGAGGAAGACUUUGAGAGUCCACUGAGUGGAUGGGAGGUUGAUGGAGCAGUGAAUGGAGUUCAGUGUGGAGAGGUGGAGUCUGGAUCUGCACUCGUCUUUCUCAAAGAUGGACAGAGGAAGGUGUGCACACCGUACCUCAACACCACCGCCUACGGAAACCUGCGCUUCCACUUCACCAUGGGGGGUGGAGACUGCGAUCCUGGAGAAUCCAACAAGAAUAAUGUGGUCCUGUUUGGUCGUUCAGAGGGCAGGAAAGAUCAUGUGCUUCUGGACAUACUUCCAUACUCAGCCUACAGGAAUCCUUCAGUCGUCUCGGUUGGUUUGCCCACAGAACUUCAGACUCCAGCCACUCAGUUUUGUCUAGAGCAGAAGUUUCAUGGUGGAGCGAACCGUCAUGUUUGGGCUGUGGACUUCCUGCAGCUGCUUCCGGUGCUGCCUGGAGCAAACACUCACCUGGUGCAGUUCUCAAUUAACCUCGGGUGUGGAGCCUACCAGCCGGCCAACAGUGUCAAACUGGAGUUCUCAACAAAUCAUGGUCGCUCCUGGUCUCUCCUGCACACCGAGUGUCUUCCUGAACUGUGUGCCGGAUCACAUCUGCCUCACAGCAGCAUCUACUCCUCAGAGAACUACAGCGGUUGGACGAGGAUCACGAUUCCUCUGCCCAACUCCGCGCUCACAGGCAGCACUCGCUUCCGCUGGAGACAGACCGCUGUGGGAAGCAGCAACAUGUGGGCGAUUGACAAUGUGUAUAUCGGGCCGUCCUGUUUGCGUUUCUGCUCCGGUAGAGGACACUGUUCACGCACGGGCUGCAAGUGUGACCAUGGUUUCAGCGGUCCGGCAUGUGAGCUGGCGUCUCAGACCUUCCCUGCGUUUCUGUCCGAGAGUUUCUCCAGCGUGAGGCUGUCGUCCUAUCACAGCUUCUCCUCACUGCGGGGGGCAGAGGUCAGCUUCGCCUGUGGGGUUUUGGCCAGCGGAAAAGCCCUGGUCUUCAACAGGGACAGUAGGAGACACAUUGUUACGACCCCCCUGGACAGUUCACAAGCCAGGUAUCUUCAGUUCACGCUGAGGCUGGGCAGUCGCAGCACGUCAAGCUCCUGUCCCGCUCCAGACCAGACGGGUGAAGGAGUGCUGCUGCAUUACUCCUCAGAUAACGGCAUCACCUGGACGCUGCUGCAGCAUUACGCUUAUCAGGGCUUCCAUGAGCCCAGGAUCGUUUCUGUGGAGCUUCCUCCUGGGGCCCGUAAAUUCGGGGUCCAGUUCCGCUGGUGGCAGCCGUACCAUUCGGGCCGCGGGCAGGACGUCUGGGCUCUGGAUGAGAUCAGCAUGACCUCCGUCCUCUUCAACAUCAUCAGCCUGGACUUCAGUAACGUGUUAGACGUGACUCAGAGCCUGGGCUUCUAUCUGGGGAACGUGCAGCCGUACUGCCAACACGACUGGACCCUCAGUUUUUCAGGCGAUCACGACUCAGCCUCCAGUAUCCGCUAUGUGGAAACACAAUCCAUGCAGAUCGGCGCGUCCUACAUGAUCCAGUUCUCGCUGGUCAUGGGCUGCGGACGCGACCCUUCUCCUCACAUCGACACUCAGGUCCGGCUGGAGUUCUCCACCAAUCACGGCUUGACUUGGCAUCUCGUCAAAGAGGCCUGUCUCCCCGGCAUGCCGAGCUGCUCUGAGUUCACUGCGUCCAGCGUCUACCAUCCGUCUGAGUUCACAGACUGGAGACGCAUCACGCUUCCACUGCCGUACAAAACCUGGUCGAGUGCGACACGUUUCCGAUGGAUCCAGAAUCACUAUCAGGAGCAGGACGAGUGGGCUCUGGAUGACGUUUACAUUGGGCAGCAGUGUCCUCAGAUGUGCCGUGGACACGGGUGGUGCGACCACGGUCACUGCAGGUGUGAUGAAGGCUUCACCGGCUCAGACUGCCAGACGCUCAACACUCUGGCCUCCAGUGUGCUCUCAGACUUCGAGUCGCAGGAGACCCUGGUGUCAGCGUGGCAGGAGGCGACCGGAGGCGAGGUCGUGCCGCCCGACCAGGGCUGUGGGGUGGUUUCCUCCGGGUCCUCUCUGUACUUCAGCAGGGCUGGGCUGCGGCAGCUGGUCAGCUGGGAUCUGGACACGGAGUGGGCGGAGUUUGUGCAGUUCUACCUGCGGAUGGGCGGAGACGGGGCGGAGUGUAACCAGGCCGACAGCAGAGAGGAGGGGCUUCUGCUGCAGUACAGCAAUGAUGGUGGAAUCAGCUGGGGUCUGAUCGCAGAGAUGUACUUCACUGACUUCACCAAACCACGGUUUGUUCAUUAUGAACUUCCUCUGGCCUCUAAAACGCCCUGCACGCGUUUCCGCUGGUGGCAGCCGCUGCACUCGGGCGAGGGCUACGAUCAGUGGGCCAUCGAUGACGUGAUCAUCCUGUCUGAGCGAGAGAAGCACGUCAUCCCCAUGGCCGAUCCUACACUGCCUCAGAACUUCUACGAGAAACCGGCUUUCGAUCAUCCGCUCAACCAGAUGAGCGUGUGGCUGAUGCUGGGAAAUGAAGGAAUGGACAAGGACCGUAACGGGAGUUUCUGCGCUCCCACUCCCUCUGCACUAGUGUUCGGCCGGUCGGACGGGGACCGGAUGGCAGUGACCCGAGACCUGGCGCUCCGUCCCGGAUACACGCUGCAGUUCAAGCUGAACAUCGGCUGUGAGUCGGUCUUCAGUGCGUCUGCACCCGUGCUGCUCCAGUACUCUCAUGACGCGGGCCGCACAUGGGCUCUGGUGCGGGAGGGCUGUUACCCAGCAUCCCCUGGGGCCGCGAGCUGCGAGGGCAGCAGACGUGAACUCAGAGAGCCCACUGUGUACCACACAGGAGACUACGAGCGCUGGACCAGAGUCACCGUCGUAUUGCCACGGAUCGUAGCCGCCAGCAAGACGCGCUUCCGCUGGUUCCAGGAGAGCAGUGUCUAUCGGGACGCCCCUGCGUUUGCGCUGGAUGGCGUCUACAUCUCUGAGCCCUGUCCCAAUCACUGCGGCGGUCACGGAGACUGCAUCUCAGGCGUCUGCUUCUGCGAUAUGGGAUACACAGUGGAGGUGGACCGGUCCAGCUGUGUCCCGUCUUCUCCGAGUCCCACUGAACUGGUGGAGGAUUUCGAGGGGAAGCUGAGCCCGCUGUGGCAGAGCCUGAGCGGAGGACAGAUCGGUGACGGCUGCGGGAGCAUCAGCGAAGGGAAAGCUCUGUACUUCAGCAGCCUGGGCAGACGAGAGGCUCGCACCACGCCGCUGGACACCACCCACACCCGUUUGGUUCAGUUCUACAUUCGUGUCGGAGGGAAAAACAUGGGCUCCACCUGCACUCGUCCCCGCUCCCGAAAUGAAGGUGUGAUUGUCCAGUUUUCCAUAAACAAUGGUGUUCAGUGGCAGCUCCUACGAGAGCUGGACUUUGGCUCGUUCCUGGAGCCUCAGGUGGUGACGAUCGAGCUCCCGCCCGCGGCUAAGACCCCUCACACUGUGUUCCGCUGGUGGCAGCCGCAGCAGGGUAAACACUCGGCCCAGUGGGGUCUGGAUAACGUUCUGAUCGGAAUGAACGACAGCGCUAGGAGUGGGUUCUUCGACACGUUUGAUGGCACGUCUCCAUUGAGACACAACUGGUAUCGAGUCGUAGCUGGAGAGGUGACAGCAGACUGUCUGAGCCCAGACUCAGUGCUGAACUUCAACUCCGAGGUCAUGGACAAGAGGCCGCGUUACGCUGAGAGCUGGGACUUCGAGGUGUCUGGCUCUUCGUUCCUGCAGUUUGAUCUGAGCAUGGGCUGCAGUAAGGCUGCGUCUCCGGCCCACGGCGUCCAUCUGGAGUUCUCCACAGACUGCGGGAGACACUGGACACUCAUCACGCCCGAGUGUGUGCCUCCGGCCAUCGGCUGCUCCGGAUACACACAGCAGUCCGUGUUCAGCGCUCCACAGUUCCUGCAGUGGAGGAGAGUCACCGUCUACCUGCCCAGCGCUGCCAUUUCACCCAGAACACGGUUCCGCUGGAUCCAGCCUCUCUUGGCUCCUGGAGCUGAUGGCUGGGCGCUGGAUAAUGUGCUGCUGACGCCCGGCUGCCCGUGGAUGUGCUCGGGUCAUGGACUGUGUGACAACGGACACUGUGUCUGUGAUAAGGGCUUCGGCGGGCCGCACUGUGUGCCUCUAGUCGCUUUGCCGUCUGUUCUGAAGGAAGAUUUCAAUGAGAACCUGAGGGCUGAUGUCUGGCCGGAGGUGUACGGCGCAGAGAGAGGCACGCUGAGCGGAGAGCCUCUGAAAUCAGGAACGGCCCUCAUCUUUAAAGGAGAGGGGCUGCGCAUGCUGGUCUCAGCAGAUCUAGACUGCACAAACACCAUGUACAUCCAGUUCUCAUUCAAGUUCAUAACAAAGGGUGUACCUGAGCGCUCUCACUCCGUGCUGCUGCAGUAUUCAGUGAAUGGAGGGAUCAGCUGGCUGCUUAUAGAUGAGUUUUAUUUCCCCACUUCCACAGACACGCUGUUUGUUCACAUGUCUUUGCCUCCCAGCGCACAGACCAACUCUACACGCUUCAGACUGUGGCAGCCGUACAACAGUGGGAAGAAGGAAGAGGUGUGGGUGAUUGAUGACCUGAUCAUAGACGGCAACACCAUCAAUAGCUUGCCGGUUAUAUUAGACAGCUUUGAGGGAGGACCUCAGGAGGGGAACUGGCUGUUUUAUCCUGGAGGAAACACUGGAUUCUACUGCCCCUAUCAGAGGGCAGGACUCGAAGAGGACUCAGCCGUGGUGUUCAUGUCCAGUGAGCUGGGUGAGCACUCCAUCACCACACGAGAUAUUGAUGUCAACGAGAACACCGUCAUCCAGUUCGAGAUUAAUGUGGGCUGCACAACUGAAAGCUCUUCCUUGAACCCUGUGCGUCUGGAGUUUUCUCGAGAUUUCGGAGCCACGUGGCAUCUGCUGGUUCCUCUGUGUGCCGGAGGGCCCCGACUCAGCUCUCUCUGCUCGACUGAGCUCCACCCGGCCAGUGUCUACUAUCCCGGCACCACGCAGAGCUGGAGGAGAGAAAUGAUCCAGUUCGGCAAGCUGCGGUUGUGCGGCUCAGUGCGGUUCCGCUGGUAUCAGGGGUUUUAUUCAGGCGGCGCGGCUCCGCCCACAUGGGCCCUGGACAGCGUGUACAUCGGCCCUCAGUGCCAGAACAUGUGUAAAGGCCACGGCGUGUGUGUGCGCGGCACUCACUGCAGCUGCGAUCCGGGUUACUCUGGUCCCGACUGCUCCGUUCCAGACGUGCCAAACCUGGAUUUCCUGAAGGAGGAUUUCGAAGGUGGGGUUUUGGAGUCUGAACAUUUCAAGUUGAUGAGUGGAGGAAAGCCUUCCAGAAAGUGUGGCAUCACCACCAGCGGGAACCACCUGUUCUUCAGUGAGGACGGUUUGCGAAUGCUGGAGACAUUAGAUCUGGACCUGUCUAAUGCUAGGUUUAUCCAGUUCUUCCUGAGGCUGGGCUGCGGUAAAGCGGCUCCUGACCCGCGCUCCCAGCCGGUGCUCCUGCAGUUCUCCGUGGAUGGAGGUCUGAACUGGGCUCUCCUGCAGGAGUUCCUCUACAGCAACAGCAGUAACCAGGCUCACCUGGUGGCCCUGGAGAUCCCUCUCCGAGCGCGAACCUCAGCUACACGCCUGCGCUGGUGGCAGCCGUCUGAGAACGGACACUUCCACAGCCCCUGGGUUAUUGAUAAAUUGGUUGUAGGCGGCAGUGCCAGCGGUUGGGGGCCGCUGGAGGACGACUUCUCCUCCACAAAUGGACGAUCUUGGCUGCUGCACCCCGGCGGCACGCGGAUGCCAGUGUGCGGCUCUGACGGUGAAGCUUUCGCCUUCAUCGAGAAGUCAAACACGCGUUACGGCAUCACCACCGACAUCAGUCUGGGCCCAGAUGCCUUCAUCCAGUUUGAUUUCUCUGCCUCCUGCUCCGUCACCUCCUCCUGCUACAUGGUAGAGCUGGAGUACUCUUUGGAUCUAGGUCUCACGUGGCUGCCGCUGGUCAAGGAUUGUUUACCCACAAGUCCAGAUUGUUCUUCAUACACACUGCAGAGAUUACUGGUGUCAGAUACUUACAACAAGUGGGGCAGAGUUACUUUACCCAUACCACACUACGCCAGGUCCACAGCCACGCGCUUCCGCUGGUUCCAGCCGGCGCCAUUUGAUAAGCAGCAGACGUGGGCUCUGGAUAACCUGUACAUCGGUGACGGCUGUCCCGAGAUGUGCUCCGGCCACGGCCGCUGCAGACAGAGCUCCUGUGUAUGUGACCCUGAGUGGGGCGGUGAGUUCUGUGAUGAGCCGCUGGUCUCUCUGCCCGCUCAGCUGAAGGACAGUUUCAGUCGAGCUCCGGCACUCAAUCACUGGCACCUGCUGACCGGCGGCAAGAUCAGCAGCGUCUGUGGAGCCGUGGCCUCUGGAUCAGCGCUGCACUUCAGCGGGAGCUGCUCUCGUCAGCUGGUGACGGUGGAUUUGAAUCUGACCAGUGCUGAAUUCAUCCAAUUCUACUUCAUGUACGGCUGUAUGAUCGCACCCAGCAACCGUAAGUUUGUGAAUGUUCUGCUGCCCGCUGCUGCGCGAGCCGUGGGUGUCCGGAUCCGCUGGUGGCAGCCGCAGCAUGACGGGGCCGAUCGGAGCGACUGGGCUCUGGAUAAUGUGCUGAUCUCCGGCUCAGAUGCUCACGCUCAGAUCUCAGACACGUUUGGAGGAGCGGCGCUGCCCAGCCAUGAGAGAGCGCCGGCUGACAGCACACACACACGACACAGCGGCUCAUCCUUCAUUCAUGAGGAGACCAUCGAUCCUCGCUGUGCCGGACUGGUGUCGCAGCCGUCUGUGUUCUUCCCGGCCGACGGCUGGAAGCGAGCGGUUUAUCCUCUACCAGACGGUCUCGCAGACACAGCGGUGCGCUUCCGCUUCUAUCAGAGGCAUUCAGAUACGCAGUGGGCGGUGGAGAACUUCUACAUCGGACCUGCUUGUGAGAACCACUGCGGAGGUCACGGAGACUGUCUGGACCAGCACUGUCUGUGUGACCCGGGCUUCACUGGGCCCAGCUGCUACGCCAGCACCACGCUGAAGGAACAAUAUUUGACAGUCGGUGUCAUGGUGUGUGGCAACACGGAUGGACAGGAAGUUUAUGCUGUUACACAUGACAUAGUUCCUGCCAAAGGCUGGGUCAUGCAGUUCAAGAUUGCGGUUGGCUGCAGUGUGCCGGAGAAGCCUGCAGAGAGACAGGUUCAUGUUCAGUACUCCGUGAACUUCGGUGUGACCUGGAAGUACCUGGUUCCUCAGUGUUUACCUGCAGAUCCUCGCUGUGCCGGACUGGUGUCGCAGCCGUCUGUGUUCUUCCCGGCCGACGGCUGGAAGCGAGCGGUUUAUCCUCUACCAGACGGUCUCGCAGACACAGCGGUGCGCUUCCGCUUCUAUCAGAGGCAUUCAGAUACGCAGUGGGCGGUGGAGAACUUCUACAUCGGACCUGCUUGUGAGAACCACUGCGGAGGUCACGGAGACUGUCUGGACCAGCACUGUCUGUGUGACCCGGGCUUCACUGGGCCCAGCUGCUACGCCAGCACCACGCUGAAGCAGGCGUCGCUGAAGGAGCGCUUUGACUGGGACGGGGCCCGCGGGCCGCAGUGGCAGGUGCUGGAAGGCGGAUACCCCUGUACUGACUGCAGGGUGCUGGUGGAGGGACCCGCUCUGUACUUCAGUGGUGCAGAGGCCAGACAGGCGGUCACCAGUGAUCUGGACCUGCGUGGGGCGAAGUUUGUGGAGUACUGGGCUAAAAUCGGCAGCGAGGAGAACGUUACUCUGUGUCAUCGUCCAACCUGUCGGAAAGAGGGUGUGUUAUUGGAUUAUUCUAUUGAUGGAGGUGUGUCUUGGACAUUGCUCCAUGAGAUGGACUAUCUGAAGUACGUGUCUGUGAGGAGAGAUUACAUCGUGCUGCCGGAGACAGCGCUGACCAACGCCACUCGUCUGCGAUGGUGGCAGCCGUUCUCGCUGCUGUCGGGCCUGGUCCGGUCGAGUGCGGAGCGCGCUCAGUGGGCUUUAGACAACAUCCUCGUGGGAGGCUCUGACAUCAACCCCAGCACCCUCCUGGACACCUUUGAUGACGAGGGCGUCUCUCAUGAAGAGAGUUGGAGCUUCUAUCCCAAUGCUGUCCGUACGGCCGGCUUCUGCGGAAACCCUUCGUUCCACUUGUAUUGGCCCAACAAGAACCAAGACGGGUCGCACAAUAUCCUGGCGACCCGAGAACUCAUUGUUCAGCCUGGAUACAUCUUACAGUUCAAGAUUGUGGUUGGCUGUGAGGCAGACCGAUGUGAUGACCGUCAUUCAGUGCUUGUACAGUACAGGAAGGAUGCCAGGUAUUCAGGCAUUAAUGCACAUGUCUAUAAAUAUCUGACUCUCCUUGAUGUCUUCAGUGCGACACAGUUUCGCUGGAUCCAGCACGAGGCCCCUGGCGAGCGCUACAGCUGGGCCGUGGAUCACGUGUACAUCGGGGAAGCGUGUCCUGGACUGUGCAGCGGUCACGGCUACUGUACCAGCGGACCCGUCUGCAUCUGUGACGAAGGCCAUCAGGGUGAUGACUGCUCUUUGUCCAGCAGUGAACUGCCCAGCUCUAUAAAGGAUAACUUUGAGUCUGGUUCGGUGUCUCAGGAGAGCUGGAGUUUAAUUCAGGGUGGCGGCGUGGGCAGCGGAUGCGGUCAGCUCUCUCCUCACGCUCACGGGGACUCGCUGUACUUCAACGGCUGCCAGAUCAGACAAGCCAUCACUACACCUCUGGAUCUGACCCGUGCUAGUAAGAUCAUGUUCGUGCUGCAGAUAGGCAGCGUGUCGCAAACAGACAGCUGUAACGCUGCACUGGAUCAGGCGGAUACGGUCGACCGGGCCGUGCUUCUCCAGUACAGCGUCAAUAACGGAGUUAGUUGGAACGUCAUUGCUCAACACCAGCCAAAAGAUUUCAUCAAACCCCAGAGAGUGUCCUACAACAUCCCACUUGAGGCUCGUGUCAGAGGGGUGCAGUUGCGAUGGUGGCAGCCGCGGCACGAGGGCGCAGGGCAUGAUCAGUGGGCGCUGGACCAUGUGGAAGUAAUUCUGUCAGGGUUCUUCCACCCCCAGACCUUUGUGCAAGCCAGCAACAGCCCUGUCCUGCAUCUUAUAACCUUUCCUCUCUUCUGUAUUCUGCUCCCUAUGGCAUGGCUGUAGUGUCAGGUAAGUGCUUUGCUGUUCCCAGAAUGCACCAGUGUUCCCUGCCUUUGGUCUUCCCUCAUUGAAACUUUCUUGUACAUCACUGUAGACCUCAUCACCCCAUACAGGUGGAAAAAUAAAGGAAACAGCACAUGAAAAAGUUAACUAAAGUUAAUAAUAAUGUAGGUAAAUCAAUUAAAAUUGCAAAUGCAGCACAGCACAUUCAUUAGCUAUUAGCAAUACAUUGUCAUCUUGAAAAUGCAACAGCUGUUAAAUCAGUAGGACCAUAUUUCAAGAAGCACUGAAACUAAAGUUAUAACAGUAUGUCAAUAUACAGUUCUGUGCAAAAGUCAACAUUUUUAUUUUAUGACUAUACUUUUUGCUUUAGUGUGCCAUAUUGUUUUUGCCCAGUACUGUGUGCUUGUCAAACUGUCUGUUGUUUCCAUUGUUGUUUUCCCCUGUAUCCUACCCAUCUAAUCUAAAGACUCUUUCCUCUACACAACUGGAGGCUAAUAUCUCCCAAUACAGAGCUAACAUUUCAUUUUUGGUUUUAUACAGUAAUUAAUCAUAUACUUGAAAAUAUUAUGGUCAGGGACAGGUCAAAUCAGUCAUCCAGGUCACUGGAGGAUGUGACAGGAAAAACCCAUCCUAUAUACAGCUGGAGUGUCAGAAAUCAACUAAGCACAACACUGUAUACCAAAGGAUGUACUCAAGCCAACAUAAAGCAAAAUAGUGUAGCAGUGAAAUGAAAGAUUCAGUGUACGCUCACUGGUCACUUUAUCAGGUGCACCUUUCUAAUUCUGGGUCGGACACUCUUUGGCCCCAGAAUAACCCGGAGUCAUGAUUGGCUGAUUAGACACUUGCAUUAGCAUGCAGAUGUACAGGAGUCCCUAAAAAGGCUACAGAGUGUAUAAGAGUGAACCCUUCUGGACACGACUCGAACAUCCAAGGGAAAAAGUGAGACUGAUGUAGAUACGCUGAACAGGGUGAGCAGAUGACUUGAGAAAGAAGCCAUUCUUUUCUGAACCUUAAUUUACACACUGAUCACACUUCUCACCAUCGGGGAAUCAGUUCCCACAAUUCAUGCGUCCUGUCGUGGUGUGUUAAAGGAAUAGUUCACCCAAAAAUGAACAUUUUGU
Sinocyclocheilus grahami is the source of this 11675-nucleotide messenger RNA. RefSeq names its product reelin. NCBI's taxonomy places the organism in Eukaryota, Metazoa, Chordata, Actinopteri, Cypriniformes, Cyprinidae. Gene Ontology annotation, molecular function: lipoprotein particle receptor binding. Gene Ontology annotation, biological process: neuron migration; central nervous system development. Gene Ontology annotation, cellular component: neuron projection. The transcript has 65 exons. Bases 109 to 10554 code for a protein of 3481 amino acids. The record is from RefSeq and is a predicted model, not a curated record.